Messenger RNA from Anguilla anguilla (European eel), 5834 nucleotides. RefSeq names its product solute carrier family 44 member 1b (gene slc44a1b). Gene Ontology annotation, molecular function: transmembrane transporter activity. Gene Ontology annotation, cellular component: membrane. Lineage: Eukaryota; Metazoa; Chordata; Actinopteri; Anguilliformes; Anguillidae. The transcript has 16 exons. Gene Ontology annotation, biological process: transmembrane transport. Bases 53 to 2158 code for a protein of 701 amino acids. The record is from RefSeq and is a predicted model, not a curated record.
GCUUCAUCUAAACAUCGCAAGACACUGCACAUAAUGCAGCAGACCAAGGAAGAUGGGUGAUCGUAAGAGGUUGACAGGAGGUUCCCAUCAAUCAAGACCCAGGAGAAAGAGGACAAAGAGAGAAUGGAAACCCUUGGAAGAUCGGAGUUGCACAGACAUUGCAUGGUUCUUUAUAUUUUUACUUUUCUGCGUUGGCAUGGGAGGCAUCUGUGGCUACACCAUCGUCACGGGGGCAGCCUCUCGGCUGAUAUCCGGAUAUGACAGCUAUGGGAACACCUGUGGCCAGAACAACGAACAGAUAGAGGGCAUCAGACUCAGCGGCCUGGAUCAGACUGACAAAAAAUAUGUCUUUUUCCUGGACCCCUGCAAUAUUGACAUUGUGCAGAGGAGAAUCAAGUCCAUGGCUCUGUGCGUGUCCCUCUGUCCGGAUCAGGAGCUGAAGACCUACGCAGACCUCAAGAGGUUCGCCAUGGUGAACGGGUCUGAACUCUGCUCUUAUGAGCUGGCUGCUCAUCGAUAUCCCAGCCUUCCAGAAAGGACAACUAAAUGCCCUAAACUUCCUGUGCCACCAAGUAAGUCUCUCCCAGUGUUCAACCGCUGCACCCCAGUGGACAUCUCCUGCUACACCAAGUUCGCCGAGGCCGUCAUCACCUUCGUCAACGACAACAGCGUGCUGCAUGGCCUCAUCGCCGGGGUGAUGGCCAGCAAGGAGAUCAUCCUGGGGCUGUGUCUGCUGGCACUUGUGCUCUCCAUGCUCCUGAUGGUCAUCAUCCGCUACAUCUCCGCCGUGCUGGUCUGGAUCCUCACCUUCCUUGUGGUCCUGGGAUCCCUCGGUGGCACAGGUGUACUGUGGUGGCUGUAUGUGGAUCAUAGGAUGAACUCAAAUGAAACUACCGUAGUUAAAGAAGAACAAGAAUCAUCCAGUGACAACACUCAAGCCCUCCUGGUCUACGCCAUUGCUGCCACUGUGUUCACGGUGAUCCUGCUGCUGCUGAUGCUCUUCAUGAGGAAACGUGUGGCGCUCACCAUCGCCCUGUUCCACGUGGCUGGGAAGGUGUUCAUCCACCUGCCCCUGCUGGUCUUCCAGCCCUUCUGGACCUUCCUGGCCCUCGUGCUCUUCUGGCUCUACUGGAUCAUGGUGCUGCUGUUCCUCGGCACCACUGGUAACCCGGUGCAGAACGAGACGGGACUGGUGGAGUUCCGCUUGACCGGGCCUCUCCAGUACAUGAGCUGGUACCAUGCGGUGGGUCUGAUAUGGAUCAGCGAGUUCAUCCUGGCCUGUCAGCAGAUGACCGUCGCCGGGGCGGUGGUCACCUACUACUUCACCAGAGACAAGUCCAGGCUGCCGCUGACCCCCAUCCUGUCGUCCGUGUUCCGCCUCGUCCGCUACCACCUGGGCACGGUGGCCAAAGGGGCCUUCAUCAUCACGCUGGUGAAGAUCCCCCGCUUCAUCCUGAUGUACAUCCACAACCAGCUCAAGGGGAAGGAAAACGCUUGCGCACGCUGCAUGCUGAACGCGUGCAUCUGCUGCUUGUGGUGUUUGGAGAAGUGCCUGAACUAUCUGAAUCAGAACGCCUACGCAGCGACCGCCAUCAACAGCACCAGUUUCUGCACCUCCGCCAGGGACGCCUUCGUGAUCCUGGUGGAGAACGCGCUGAGAGUGGCCGCCAUCAAUGCUGUGGGGGAUUUCGUUCUGUUCCUGGGGAAGGUGCUGAUCGUGUCCUGUACGGCCUUCGCCGGGGUGAUGGCGCUGAACUAUCAGAGGGACUACACGGUGUGGGUGCUGCCCCUCAUCAUAGUCUGUCUCUUUGCCUUCCUGGUGGCCCACUGCUUCCUCUCCAUCUUCGAGAUCGUGGUGGACGUCCUCUUCCUCUGCUUUGCCAUCGACACCAAAUACAACGACGGCAGUCCCGGCAAGGAGUUCUACAUGGACAAGGCCCUCAUGGAGUUCGUGGAGAACAGCAGGAAGUCGCUGCCGGAGCGGGGGCGGGCCCGGGCGGAGGAGGCAGACGACGCGGAGGCGAAGCCCAUGAAGUCAGCACAGGCGAUACCGUUUUCUGACGCGGAUAAUGACGUGUCAGACGAAAGCGUGUGUGACACGAGGCCCCUGACCCCGCCUGUCUGCCCUGGCGCUCAAAGGCAGAACUGUUACCGCUGAGGGGUACCGUUGCUCCCGUGGGGCAGCUGUAAGUUUUUAACCGUCUCCCACCUGCUGAGCUCAUUAUGGGUUCUCACUGGGUGGCACGGUGGUGCAGUGGAUUAGCACUGUGCUGGGUUUGAAUCCUGGACGGGGCCUUUCCGUGUGGGGUUUGCAUGUUCUCUGUGCGUGGGUUCCCUCCAGCAAUCCAAAGACAUGCAGGUUAGGCUAUUGGGGGAGCAUUCACGAGGGGCGCUGCUGCAAAAGAGCAUGUGCGCUCAGUCAACCUACCCUGUAUGAAUAACGGUUAACGAGUUGCGCCUGCGCAUAGGUCCUGCGUCUGGCUCCAGCACGUCAGCGCGAGAGCGCCGCGAGCUUUAGCCUUCCCGCCGCUAGGCACGGCGAUUCCCGACAGCACAGCGCGUCAGGCUUUCAUUCCAUUCCAUCUCCCCAGCCUGAAUUUUUACUUUGGGUCCAUCCCUCCUGCAUUUUGCAUGAUGUCCAGUUCCGUUGCUCGUUUUUUCCCCCUCAUCCCGCACCAUCACUAACGAGAGAGAGAGACGUCGUGUGCUAGUUGCAUGCAAGCUCGUCCCGAACUGCCAGGUGCUUGGAUUAAGACGUGAUCGCUUUUUUCCCCCCCAGGCCCCUGGACCCAGUUCAGCUUGACCAAAAUCACCUAUUGGGACGUUUUGUAGACAUUCCAAAUGUUUAUUUUUACCAAUGUGUAACAUGUUUACUAUGGUUUCACUCCAGGGAAUACAAUAUUUUAAUAAGAAACUGUAUAAUAACUCAACGUAAUGAAGCACUUUAUAUUGAAGCUCUGCGUAUUUUAACAGCUGAUGCAUUUUCGUAGUGAUGUCCUUUUUUAUACAAUUUAAAAAAAAGCUGUCCUUUAGUCAGACGCAGUACUAAAAUGUCUAGCAUCACUUUGGACUUGGUUAUUCAUCAUGUAUGUUGCCAUUAUCAUGUACAUUUUACCUUUGAUGCAAGAGUAACUCCCCGAAGCAAAGACCACUUAAUGUUUUUUAAGCCACCAUUGGAAAUACUAUACACUGUAAAUUAGCUUCUUUCUCCACAGUCUGUUGGCACUAUGGUACAAUAUUUGAUUCAUUUUAUACUUUUAAUUUGAAUGGGAGAUAUUGUACGCAGUGGCAUGUUUAUUUACUUUACAUCUCAGACUACACCGACAUUCUGCAGUGGCAGAAAUGUUCUUUUGUGCCGAAAUGCAGACAGGUUAAGGUGAUCCAGUUGAUUUGACUGUGGAUGUUGAAGGACAAGCAGCCGGUGCCAGAGUUCAGGGGAAGACUGCUGUACACAGAACAAUGAGAGGAGGGAGGUAGGCCGUCCUGGGACGGUGUCCAGAUCAACACCCUACCAGCACUGGGUCCACCAUCAGGUGGGUAUUGGGGGGUGGUCGGCACCCCCCGGUGAUGGGUCGAAUUCUGUUGAGACAGGGCAACCACUUCCUUAUAGAUGGCGUAACCCCGCCAGGCAAAUGAAUACGUCGCUGUAAGCUUAUGCAGUCCAUUGAAAGACCUGCAGAGUUGCAUUGGUUUCCUACAGUAGUCAAAUGAGCAGCCAUAUAUCUUUGUCAGUGACGUUGCGCUCUCUGGGCGCGUCACCAGGACUGGUAGGGGUGACCGGUAGGCCGCUCGGCAAGCAUCACAAUGAAAUAGUCUUCCUACUUGCACUAAAUUUCUCAAGACUGUACACGCGGUUUCUCAGACUCUUCAGUAGGAUGGAUCUCAGUGGAGGAGAAGCGAGGGGUACACACAGUCUCGCACUUUGCCUUAACCGGUUCAGUGGGCUGCGCUCCCUGCUGGAUCUCACCAGAUGUAGGGCCGCUUUGCGAAGGUGAAUGGCAGAACCCUGGCAAUGGACACACAGUGGGGGCAGCCGACGUGACCCCGUGCAGUUUGCCUUAAACUUUGAGGGGAGACUUCAGGUACCACCUAUCCGAUUCCUGAAAGACCGAUUUGACAUGACCCAGACUUUUUGACCCCCUUUAAAACGAAUCGAAUAUAAUUCAGAAAGAUUUAUAAAAAGGCUCUUAAUUUUGUUAUGUUCUCAUGUUUUAUUUGAGUUUUUUUAAGCGCUAACAUAUUUUAAUGAAGAAGUUACCAGGAAGGAUCCUUUAUAUGGGCAGGGCAUUGUUUCAUGAAAGCACAGCCUUGAGUGGAGGGGUGUACCUCGGCUCAGUCUAUGGUGCACUCACAUCGAAUACAGAUCAGUAUUACAGUAACACUGGAGAGUGGUUGCUACAAGCUAAUGUGCAGUUUACCAUUGAUUCACUUAACCAUGCUCAUGUAAUGGCUUUGUUUCGAAGCAGAUCCCCCCUCCACUGGUGAAAACAAAGCAAAAAUAAGUCAUGUAUGAAAUUUCAGUUAGAUGAUUAAAAAAAUGAGUACAGUUGACUGAAGGUACUUUUGUUGGGCUAAUCUAGCCUGUGCAGACCAUACACUAAGAUUGUAACUAUAAAAUAUUAAAAGCAUGCAGCUUGAAAACCGUCUAACGGAAUUACAUUUGCCACCAACUCCUUUGCGCAUGUUAAGAAUUGCACUAAUAGAUUAUGUACAUUUGAAUACCACUAUGAUUUAAAAAAAUAAAAUAAAAUCUUAAAAGAAUUGUUAAAAUGUCUUAAGCUUGGUCACGUAUACUGAAGCGUUAUAUGACCAGAGGAAUAUAGAUAUAGGUUUUAAAUGGCUUCAAAUAGAACAUUCAGUGAGCAAACUUGCCCUUAAACGCAUCACAUCAGUAUUAAUGAAUAUUCUUCAAACAAUGUUCAUAGUAAUUGACAUUUAUAUUGAUAAGAGAGGAAUUCAUUCUCAGGAGGACGCUUAUCGGGAUUGAAAGACUGAAAAACAGGGCACUACAGAGAACUCUCCUGUUCUUUGGUCCAGUAGAGACCAGCAUUUCUGGUCUCUACUGGACCAGAACUGCUACUGACUGAAGCCACUGAUGAAGAAUCUAGCUCUGGGCCUUUGUCUGUCUGUGGAUCGGACACAAUGGUUCAGACUGACCCCCAUCACUCCCAUUUGCCAAAGUGAACCUUCUACCAGUUUUUCAGAAAGGGCAGCCAGGCGCACUGCACAGAGAUGGCUUUGUGCUUAGCUGGGUGAAGGCGCAAAAGGAUAGUGAUGUUGGUCAUUCUUUCUGUUUUUCUCAGUAAGGGCUGCGAUUUGAGGCCUGGUUUGUCACGUUCCAUUAAAGUGACAGUGGAAGCCCUUCUUGGAGGGACGUGUUGCGUGGGCCAAUUGUGUUUGGUGACGAGGCAAUUUCAUUGCAGCUACGUUAAGACUGUGGAAGACUCGCUUGUUGUUUAUUUAAUUUUUUUUUCCUCUAAACUGCAGGACAUCUUUGUAGGAUGUGAAUCGUAUACCAUUAGGUCCACAACGACUAACACUGAUAUCUGAUAGAACAAUAGCUUUAUUCAGCGACAAGCCACUGUUUUGAGAUGUGUCUCCUUUAUUCUCCUCUUCAUCCCUGGAACCUGCACCACUCUCAGAGGGAAGUGCAGCUCCUAUAAAAAGAUACUGUUAUGAACUGGAGAGAGAUGUGUUUACUUGUCUGGUGUAACACUAGCUUUUAGCUCCUAACUGCAGUAAGUUGUUUGUAACAUCAAACUAAUUUUUUUUUUACAUAUUAUUUCUUAUGUAUCUUGUUUUUUUAAAAAAAGUAAUAAAAUGGAAAACUUUGA